This is a messenger RNA of Dalotia coriaria, 1867 nucleotides long. RefSeq names its product threonylcarbamoyladenosine tRNA methylthiotransferase. Bases 197 to 1825 code for a protein of 542 amino acids. Lineage: Eukaryota; Metazoa; Arthropoda; Insecta; Coleoptera; Staphylinidae. The record is from RefSeq and is a predicted model, not a curated record. The transcript has a single exon. Gene Ontology annotation, biological process: tRNA methylthiolation. Gene Ontology annotation, molecular function: tRNA (N(6)-L-threonylcarbamoyladenosine(37)-C(2))-methylthiotransferase activity; 4 iron, 4 sulfur cluster binding. Gene Ontology annotation, cellular component: endoplasmic reticulum.
ACUGACAAUAUACUGACAUUAUAACCUUACAAUCAGAUCUUAUAUUAAUUUAAUCCAUGCUGUUAUCAAAAUUUGACCAAUAAUCCUCAAAGAAAUCGAUGAAAACAGACAAGUAAAAUAUUAUUCCUUAUAACAAUCUUACAAACUUUAAAUUUGAAUUGACACAAGUCAUAUUGCCAGUUAGCAAAACUAAAAGAUGGCUUGCAAUGAAAUAAUCGACGAUAUUGAGGAUUUAAUCUCAGCCCAAGAUAUCACUCCCAAAGAACGUUACAGCAACCGCAAGAAUGUCCGCAUAAAAGCAAAGAAACGCACCGACAAGGACGACUUCCCUAAGCCAGUAACAAGCAACAUGCCUGGAACACAAACAAUCUAUGUUAAAACAUGGGGCUGUGCUCACAACAACUCUGAUUCUGAAUACAUGGCUGGCCAAUUAGCUGCAUAUGGUUACACAUUAACAGAAAACAAGAAUGAAGCCGACCUCUGGCUGUUAAACAGCUGCACAGUGAAGAAUCCAGCCGAAGAUCACUUCAGGAAUGAGAUAGAAUCAGGCCAACAGCAAGGCAAACACAUUGUUCUAGCUGGUUGUGUUCCACAAGGUGCACCAAAGUCAUCAUUCAUGGCUGGACUGAGUGUCAUUGGUGUACAACAGAUUGACAGAGUUGUAGAAGUUGUUGAGGAGACUCUAAAAGGCAAUACCUGCAGAAUAUUAGGCAUGAAAAAAUCAAAUGGCAAGAAAAGUGGUGGUGCAUCGCUGCAACUACCAAAAGUAAGAAGGAAUCCAUUGAUUGAGAUCAUUGCUAUCAACACUGGCUGCUUGAAUCAGUGCACAUACUGUAAAACAAAACAUGCCAGAGGAGAUUUGGGCAGUUAUCCUCCCGAGGAAAUCAUUGCUAGAGCAGUACAGGCGUUUGAAGAAGGCGUAGUUGAAAUCUGGUUGACUUCGGAAGAUACAGGAACUUAUGGUCGCGAUAUAGGCAGCAGUUUACCUGAAUUACUGUGGAAAUUAGUCGAAGUGAUUCCGGAGGGUUGUAGACUUCGACUAGGAAUGACUAAUCCUCCAUAUAUUCUUGAUUAUCUUGAUGAAAUGGCUAAAAUUAUGGCGCAUCCUCGUGUCUACAGCUUUUUGCAUGUUCCUGUUCAGUCCGGAUCUGAUUCUGUCCUCGGUGAUAUGAAACGAGAAUAUUGUCGAGCUGAUUUCGAACGGGUUGUGAAUACUCUACAAUCACAGAUUGCGGGCAUGACAAUUGCCACUGAUAUUAUUUGUGGCUUCCCAACUGAGACUUUGGAUGAUUUCGAAGAGACACUGACGCUUUGUGAGAAGUACAAGUUUCCUAGCUUGUUUAUUAAUCAAUUUUUCCCGCGUCCUGGGACUCCAGCAGCUUUAAUGCCGAGAAUUCCAGCACAAGAUGUGAAACUGCGCACGAGGAGACUCACUGAUUUAUUUAAUUCCUAUGAACCGUACGGGCAUAAAAUUGGGGAGAUUCAAGAAGUCCUUGUGACUGAAACGUCGCAUGAUAAGAAGCAUUACGUCGGGCAUAAUAAAUUCUAUGAGCAGGUGUUGGUGCCAAUUGAUGAAGCGUACAUGGGUAAAUUGGUGACUGUUAAGAUUACUAGCGCUACGAAAUUUUCUAUGAUGGGAGAGCCGAUUAAUGAAAAAUCGGUGAAGAUGCCGGGUAUUAAGGAACCUUUACAGAAAGGGAAGGUUUCAGGGGUUGUUGAGGAAUUAGACCAGAAAAGGGAUGAGAGAACUGAGAGGCAUUUGAAGUAUGCGUUAAUGGCGGUCGCGGUGUCAUUAUUGUUGCGUUUUCUUUGGUUUUUGAUGUAAGAUAUGACUUUGUAUGUAAAUACAUGAUACAUAUUAAAGAAA